AUGACAGAAGCCAAAAUGAGUCUACCGGCGUUCUCCCCUAAGCCGCAUAAUACUUGGAUUAAGGUUUCGGUCCACACGGCCAAAUGUGACAUCUGUCACAAGCAUAAUACCAAGGUUGUUCAGAGAUGCGGUCUGUGCAAUAUUCAGUUCUGCGUUCUGUGCAUUGGGCAAUGUGGGGGUACCAAUCAUGAAGCCGAUGCUGCUUCAUUAGAUUGGAAUCCGGACCCAUCCUCUGCGGCUGCACCAAGCGCUCGACGAAGCAAACCCAAGAAACCCAGAGUUCCUCGGACCCCUAGAACUCCUCUUGGCCAACGCACACCAAAUAAGGAUAGCCCAAUCACUUCGAACGGUAAUCCAUCAAAGAUCAGCAAGAGCCAGAGCAAGCCUACUCCGAGAUCAUCUAGAGUCCAAGGAAGCAACCUUCAAGAUUUCGACCAGUUGAAUGAUUCUCCCACGCCCCAUCCUAGAGCUCGGCCAAGUCAGACCCAAACCUUCCAACAGCAGCCAAGCUAUUAUGGAGAGGAGGGUGAUGAUGAUGAGGAAGAGAUGCACUACGCUCGGACCACCGCCUCCUAUAGUGAAGAAGAGGAAGAAGAGCCUUCCUAUCACCAAAGACCUAGAGUUUCUGCCGAACCAGCAGCUCCUGCCCCGACUCAAUCACCUUCUUAUCGCAUCAGAAAGAGACCAGGAACUGAGAAGAAGACACCAGUGAAGGGAAGAAACCCAUUUCCGUACGAGUCUGAGCGUCAAGUCCCAGAGAGUCGUGUUCUUUAUUCAGAGAAUGGUUACGACCAAACCACGCACGAUGACAUGCAUGAGGAGCAACUUAGACCACGUCACAUGGAUGACCGCCAGUAUGACGACCGCCCACUUGAUUAUGGACCUCAAACCCCGUCCCGACAAAUGACUCAAAGUACUCCUCGUUCUAGAGAGUAUAUGAGCUCCCAGGAAGCACUUACCACCGGUAGUCGCGCAACCCCAACUCGCCCUGGACAAACUGCGGAGUUUGAGGAUACGAGAUACUCAUCCAGACCCGACCACGAGGCGAGCAGUCUGGAAGGAAACCGACUGACAGAACGCGAGCGCCGUCCCCGUCGAAGAGUCAGCAACACCGCUCGCGCUCGCCCCCGAGCACCAAGUCCCUCACUCGUUCGACAAAUGCAAGUGGACGAAUACCGACGAACGUUUGGUCAGAUCCCUGAGAUGGCGGAGGUCCUCGCACGCGGAGAUCUUGCGGAAAUUGAGGAGGUUGUUGAAGUUGCCAAGGCUUUGAUGCGGGACGCGAAUGGCGGAAACUGA
Mollisia scopiformis is the source of this 1299-nucleotide messenger RNA. RefSeq lists its product as uncharacterized. The transcript has a single exon. NCBI's taxonomy places the organism in Eukaryota, Fungi, Ascomycota, Leotiomycetes, Helotiales, Mollisiaceae. The record is from RefSeq and is a predicted model, not a curated record. Bases 1 to 1299 code for a protein of 432 amino acids.